Anopheles stephensi (Asian malaria mosquito) is the source of this 2912-nucleotide messenger RNA. It is a transcript of the gene Vps53, whose product is annotated as vacuolar protein sorting-associated protein 53 homolog. Bases 122 to 2836 code for a protein of 904 amino acids. NCBI's taxonomy places the organism in Eukaryota, Metazoa, Arthropoda, Insecta, Diptera, Culicidae. The record is from RefSeq and is a predicted model, not a curated record. The transcript is spliced from 4 exons. Gene Ontology annotation, biological process: retrograde transport, endosome to Golgi. Gene Ontology annotation, cellular component: GARP complex.
UUUUGACAGCAGCACUGUGUUGAUAUUACGUGUAGUUUCAGCUCCUCCUGCAGUGGAACGGCACUCAAUUAGCUGGGAAAGAAAAAACAACUGCAAAUUACAGCAAAACACACAUUCCAGCAUGAAUUUGGUGGAGGAAGAAAGCGAUCCGAAAAAGGAUCACAUUAACGAGAUCAUCCUUUCGGAAGAUGUGCAGCGCGCCAUCGAACAGGUGCUGCAAAGUUCCGAUCCGCUCGACCAGCCCGAUUUCAAUCCGACCGAUUACAUCAACCAGCUGUUUCCGAACGAACAGUCGCUGUCCAACAUCAACGAGGUGAUCGCCAAGAUGGAAUGCGACAUUAGCCUUAUCGACGACAAUAUCCGCAGUGUGGUGCGGGGUCAGGUGAACACGGGCGAAAAUGGGCGGGUUGCGCUGAAGGAAGCGCAACAGUCGCUGACGCAGCUGUUUUCCCUCAUCACCGACAUCAAGAGCCGGGCGGAAAAGACGGAAGACAUGGUGAAGGAAAUCACGCGCGACAUUAAGCAGCUCGAUUCGGCCAAAAACAAUCUUACCUACGCCAUCACCACGCUUAACCAUCUGCACAUGCUGGUGGGCGGGGUGGAAAAUUUGAAACGGCUCUCGGAACGUCGCCAGUACGGAGAAGUGUUAAACCCGCUGCAAGCCAUCAUAGAAGUCAACCAACACUUUCAGCAGUACUCGGAGAUAUCGCAAAUUCAAACACUCUCCGCCCAGGUGCAACAGAUUCAGUCGGAAUUGGCUACCCAAAUUACGGAUGAUUUUAAGAACUUCUUCUCACCGACGAGCCACAGCAAUGCGAACCGGAUGACGCUGACGCAGCUGAAGGAUGCGUGCCAGGUUGCAUCGGUGUUGGAUAAACCGGUAAAGAAAAACAUUCUUAAGUGGUUUAUAAACCUUCAGCUCCAGGAGUAUGUGCAACUGUUUCACGAAAAUCAAGACAUCGCUUGGUUGGAUAAGAUCGACAAACGGUACGCCUGGGUGAAGCGUCAUUUGUUGGAUUUUGAGGAAAAGUUUGGUACCGUGUUUCCCACCGAUUGGGAAGUGUCCGAACGCAUUACGGUACAGUUUUGUAGCGUAACGCGCGACGAGCUGUCGAAAAUAGUGGCCCGUCGCCGGACGGAAAUCGAUGUGAAGCUGCUGCUGUUUGCCAUACAGAAAACGGCCAACUUUGAACAGCUGCUUGACAAACGCUUCAACGGUACGACGCUCGUUGAGGCUACCAGCGAAGAGGUGCGGCAGGAGCGCGGCUCAUUCACCAAUCUCAUCGGUAGCUGCUUUAAACCGUAUCUGGAUAUAUACACCGAUAGCAUCGAUCGGGAACUGGCCGCACUGAUAGAACAGUUCGCACAGCAGAACCAGCAGAUGGUUGUACCGAAGGAAAUUAAUCCAGGCAUCAUACCAAACUGUGCAGAUUUGUUCGUGUUCUAUAAAAAGUGUAUGGUGCAAUGUAUGCAACUAAGCAAUGAAAAACCGAUGUACGAUUUGGUGCUGCUCUUUAAAAGGUAUCUCCGCGAGUAUGCCAUUAAGGUUCUGGAGGCACGCAUACCUAAACCGCAGCCACCAAACUCAACCACAUCGUCGAUAAGCUCCAGCAUGUCUCUACUGACGAAAGACUUCCAGAAUCUGUCCACUGCAGCGGGGCAGGUGAUUCAUAAUUUCCUGAAAGAAGGUGAAACGCCCAGAUUCUCCUCGGAAGAUAUGCGCAAGAUUUGCUACAUACUGGCCACCGCCGAAUACUGUCUCGAAACAGUGCAACAGCUGGAGGACAAACUGAAGGAGAAAAUCGACAAACAAUACAUAGCGAAGGUGGACCUAUCGGAUGAGAAAGACGUGUAUCAUCGAAUAAUUUCCAACUGCAUCCAGCUGCUGGUGCACGAUCUGGAUGCAGCGUGCGAACAGUCGCUCCUGCUGAUGACCAAGAUCGCCUGGCACAGCAUCAGCAACGUGGGCGACCAAAGUGGCUUCGUUAAUCAGAUCAUCACGAAUCUCAAGCAAACCGUGCCGGUGAUUCGCGACAACCUAGCCAACAGUCGCAAGUAUUACACCCAGUUCUGCCACAAGUUUGUAAACUCAUUCAUUCCAAAGUACAUCAACACACUGUAUCGGCUGCGGCCGACCUCUUCCGGAUCGUCGUCCGCUUCCGGAUCGGCGGCACUCGUGGCAAGCGCUUCAAGCUCCAGCAUUUCCGAGGGAGCAAACGGCGCAUCCACCGGUGGCAACAUACUCGGCUGUGAGCAGCUGCUGCUCGACACGCACAGCCUGAAGACGGUACUGAUGGAUCUGCCCUCGAUCGGAUCGCAGGUUCAACGGAAACCGCCCGCCAGCUUUACGAAGGUGGUGGUGAAAGGCAUGGCCAAGGCGGAAAUGAUAAUUAAAGUCGUGAUGCAACCCAUCCAUCCGGCAUCGCUCUACAUCGAGCAGUACUUAAAGCUGAUGCCCGAAAGUAAUGUGGUCGAGUUUCACAAGAUACUGGAGAUGAAGAAUGUGCGCAAAAUUGAGCAGCAGCAGCUUGUCGAAGCGUACAAACGGGCAUGUCCGCAGCACCAGCAGCAGCAGCAGCCGCAACAUCAGCAAACAACUGCGUCUUCCUCUGCUUCCGGAACGCUCGGUGCGAGUGGUGGUGAAAACAGUGGCAGCGCUCCACAGACAAGCGAAACAAUUUCCGGUGGAAAUUCAACGCAGUCGCAGCAGAUUGCUGCUGCCGCCGCCGCAAUCAGUGGCGCCGGUUCCAGUAUUAUGGCGUUGGGUGACUCCCUGAUGGACAAGGGAAGAAUUAAGAAGAUAGAAAAUUUAAUCAAAAAUCGGCUACCCAACUAGUGCGUGACCGAUGUAUUUAUAAUGAUUAGAUAUCGGCGGGAUAACCAUAGGCUUAACCGGGCUCGAUGUUAAUAAA